GCGCUUCUUUCAUCCCAAUGGGCAAUUGCAGUCGGUGUAUCAGUAUUUGACGGCUCAAAUCCCGCUACCGAGACAAUGGGUACGAUGGGCUAUUAACAAUGGUGUUAGCCAGGUACCAGGACGUGGAGACAUUCGCGAGCCUGGUAAUUAUAUUGCGGAUGACACAUUCGACUACGAUGCCCUAUUUGAGGCUAUUCAUCGUGGAACCUUCCGGACUGGCCGACUUGAGAUCGACGGGUAUGGCGAGUACUGGCCUAUGGUGCGAGGACAUGAAGAUAGUAUGACGGUGGAUCUGACUUUGCAUCACUUCUCGGCACAUCUAUCGCCGCGCCAGGGUACUGGUUUAGAUAAACUGAAAGGACGGCAAUCGGAUGCGCCGCCCUUAGAGACUGCCCAUAUACUCGAGGCAGUAACGUCACCUACCUUCCAUGCCGAGCAGUCAUAGAUUCGGCCUGGAUCUAUGGUGUGUUACAUAAACAUUGCCUAUUACUUGGGAUCUCAGGGCUUGGCCCCACAUUUAGAAACCUUUCCCAAUACAACAUCGUUUACC
This is a messenger RNA of Daldinia caldariorum, 550 nucleotides long. RefSeq lists its product as uncharacterized. Bases 257 to 445 code for a protein of 62 amino acids. NCBI's taxonomy places the organism in Eukaryota, Fungi, Ascomycota, Sordariomycetes, Xylariales, Hypoxylaceae. The record is from RefSeq and is a predicted model, not a curated record. The transcript has a single exon.